Messenger RNA from Nothobranchius furzeri (turquoise killifish), 7452 nucleotides. It is a transcript of the gene asic1b, whose product is annotated as acid-sensing (proton-gated) ion channel 1b. Gene Ontology annotation, biological process: sodium ion transmembrane transport. Gene Ontology annotation, molecular function: ligand-gated sodium channel activity. NCBI's taxonomy places the organism in Eukaryota, Metazoa, Chordata, Actinopteri, Cyprinodontiformes, Nothobranchiidae. Gene Ontology annotation, cellular component: plasma membrane. The record is from RefSeq and is a predicted model, not a curated record.
CUCUGAGUAAUGGGCUUUGUGCAUCCUCUCUUGCUGACGGCCAGGAUGUAUCCAUGGCAACGCCAGGUCGAUCCUGGCUGUGAGCGGAGCUGGUGAGAGGGACUUGAAAGGGAGCGUUAAACCCUUCUGUCUCAUCUGCCCUGCGCUUUUCUCUGACCAUGGCAAAACGCGCGGCCUUGUUGAAAUCUCAGCCCCAGGGGUGCGAGCCGUGGCUGUGACCCAUGACACUCACGCCGUAACGCAGCACUGCCACCUUUUGACCCGAUACUAAAAAAGGGUCUAAAACUAGUUAUUUCCCUCCUUUUUCUGUGUGAAUAUUUUAUUUUUUCUGUAAACACGCUCAAACCUGAUGAAACAAAAGAGCGUGGGAGGGUUUUAUUCCUUCUUUUGAAUUAUAAGUAAUCAAAUAUUGCAUCUUUUUAUACUACUUUUUACUUUUUUCAAGCUUAAAUCUGAAAGAUUUGGUCAUUUUGCUUCUGCUUAAACUAAUAAUUUACAGUCUCAUUGCUUUUAUUUAUAAUUGUUUAACUUUUUCUUCGCUUUAUCAGUUCUCCUCUUUAACAAAUCCAUCAAGUUAAGUUGUGUCACCCCAUUUUUUAACCAUUUUUUCCACCUUUUUUUUUAUAUUUACAAUUUCCACUGAUCAUGUGUUCCACCCAGAGGAAAAGCUACAGGAUUAGAUGUGCUGCUGUCGCCCCCUUGUGGAUUAAAGUGUGCAUCCAUCGGAACAUGACUGAGUUGAAUGUAACAGGACAUAUGCUUUUUCAUUUUUUUUAACACACAGGUGACAGAAUAAUUAAACCAGGGUUAGGUGGGUCACUGAUCUGCCGUGCACAAUUAAAUCUCCUCCCCAGGAGUUUCGUAAUUGUCACAGUUGUGCAACUUGUAAUAAUGUGUGUGAAUAUUCAUGCAGCUGCGCCUCUCCGAGGGCUUGGGGCUGCAGCCCAGGGAGCUCCGUGACCUUCUUGUUAGGUCGGGAUGGAAGCCGAAGGCUAUCUGCUGAUCACUAAUACAUAUUCAAGAACCGCUGGCCACCCGGGUGUAGAGCGAGAACCAAGAUCAAGUUUGAUUAAGGCCAAGCGUGUUUGUUCGGUCUUCACAGCUGCAGCUAAACACAUAUUGACCAAGUCUGCUGCCUUUCUCAUCCUCUCACAUAUUCACCUCUUUUGCUUCAAGGCAAGCUACAGUUUAACAGAUUAACAAAAAGCAUCAGUCCAGAUAACGUGUUUUGUAUUGGUUUUACACAUCUAAUGCGGCUCCUUGAAGGUCUCCUAUGCUAUCAUCAGGUUUUCAUUGUAAAGACUCCCGUCAUCCCUGAAGCGUCUAACGUUUCAUUUUCUGGCCCCACCGUAUUUCUGAAAAUAAUCUCAGCCUGUUUAAUGGAGCUCAGAUCAAUACAGAUGGAUCAGACUCAUGUAUUACCUUUUCACAUCCCAGCUAGCAUCACCUCUGGGAAUCUGCAUUUAUCUCCACAUUCAAUCAUGAGAGGGUUUGUUUAAGAUGUUUUCUUCUCCACUGCUUGUACAUAUUUGCUUUCACUUAAUCUGCUUUCCACAGAAUUGCUCUCAGCUCUGUCAGGGUUAUGUAAUUCCAGUCAGAUUUGUUGGUCAAACGAGCCAUUACAUUCUAAUAACGCAGAGCGGAUGGAAGUCCUGAUUAAAUUUCUCGACCUUUCAACGUGGUGUCUGCUCCCUAAUAGCUUAUGUCUUGAUUAGCCAUCACACAUGACCUCAGCACUCUCUUUUCCUCAACUUUCCUAAAGCUCGUUAAAAGAGAAGACCUCACAGUGACACCGCUGUUUUACUUUAUCUACUCAGACGUUCCAGUGGUGGGAUCGGUAAAACCAAAAGAAUUUGAUUUCACAGUCAUGCUGAGAUCGUUUCAUUUAAGGAAAGAGGAGGACGGUCUGAACUGUAAAAUCAGCAUUUUGUUUAGUGCUUUCGCAGCUCUAAAUUCCAGCUCCGGUGCUCUGUGUCAAGCCCUUUGUUUUUGUAAAUAGUGAAACUCUGAUCUGUAGCCGGGUCCUGUGGGAGGAUCCUGUGUCCCGCACCCUCAUGGCCUCACUUUCUUCCUCAUUCUCCCCCCUCCUUUGGUUUCUUUCUUGCUCAUUUCAAAAUAACUUGAAGGGAUGGAUCUAACCGCAUCUCACAAGGACAAACCAAGGCAGGGCAUCACUGUGCAUGUGAUUGGUGCAAAGUCGGCCUUUCAGUCCAAGCUUCUUGUUUUUAGAGGACCUUUUGGCUUUGUUUAGGGGCAAUUGGGUUUGAUUGGCUCUAUACAUUCGUGUUUUUGUGUUCUGUAUCUGACUUCAACCAUUAGUAGAAGAUCUUUAGUCCUUUUUUGACUUUUUCAGGACUCAGCCUUGUUUCUUUCUCAUCUCGCCCAUUUUACUACUCACCACCAUGCCUCUCCGGAUCAUGUGCACCAUCUCCUUCUCGACGGAUGAUGAACCCUGCAGAGGAUACUGUAAAGAUGGCUUUGAUGACUAUUACAAGCGUAUGCAGAAGGACUACGGUGAAGGGGGCUCACAGGACUGCCUGGACAAAUCCAGUCAGGUGGACAAUGACAGCGAGGAGGAGGACAUCGGGAGUGAUGUGGAUGACCUGGCCACUUUCUUUGGUGGUUGCUCGCUCCAUGGAGCCAACCAUGUGUUUGUAGAGGACAAGAAGUUUGGAGUUCGCCAAGGUUUGUGGGCGGUGGUCUUCAACCUCGCACUGUUCGCUUUUCUGUACCAGGUGUACGACAGGGUUAAUUACUAUUUCCAGUAUGACCACAUCACCAUGCUGGAUGAGAGGGUUGCCAACAUGAAGAUCUUUCCUGCCAUCACCAUAUGCAAUUACAACUUUAUCCGGAAGUCUCAGAUGAGCUACAGCGACCUGAUUUUUACGAGCGCCCUGUUGGGCUUCGAGGAAGGCAUGGCACCCGGGUUUCAGGUGGCGCCAGAGCCGGAUCGUCCGCUGGGCUCACGCUUUAGCCUGGAUGAGUUCUUCAGCCGAACCCGGCAUCGCAUGGAAGACAUGCUGCUGGAGUGCAACUAUGCUGGCAAGGAGUGUGGGCCUAAUGACUUCAGAGAGAUAUUUACACGCUACGGGAAGUGCUACACCUUUAAUUCAGGCUUGGACGGACAGCCCCUGAAGGUGACGACGAAGGGUGGGAUGGGCAACGGGCUGGAGCUGAUGUUAGAUAUCCAGCAGGAUGAAUACCUGCCCGUGUGGGGAGAAACUGAUGAAACAUCAUUCGAAGCAGGGAUUAAAGUUCAGAUCCACACCCAGGAUGAGCCGCCUUUCAUUGACCAGCUGGGAUUCGGAGUGGCACCGGGGUUUCAGACCUUCGUUUCCUGUCAGGAACAACGGCUGACGUACCUGCCGCCGCCAUGGGGAGACUGCAAGUCCACGCCGAUUAACUCAGACUUCUUCAGUAGCUACAGCAUCACGGCCUGCAGGAUCGACUGUGAGACCCGAUACCUGGUGGAGAACUGCAACUGCAGGAUGGUCCACAUGCCCGGAGAUGCCCCAUACUGCACCCCGGAGCAGUACAAGGAGUGUGCAGAUCCUGCCUUGGACUUUCUCGUCGAGAAAGACAAUGAUUACUGUGUGUGCGAGACGCCGUGCAACAUGACUCGAUACGGUAAAGAGCUGUCUUUUGUCAAGAUACCCAGCAAAGCGUCAGCCAAGUAUCUGGCAAAGAAGUAUAACAAGACGGAGCAGUACAUAGCUGAUAACAUUCUGGUUCUGGAUAUCUACUUUGAAGCGCUCAACUAUGAAACCAUUGAACAAAAGAAAGCCUAUGAAUUGGCAGGCCUUCUGGGUGAUAUUGGAGGUCAAAUGGGUCUCUUCAUUGGUGCGAGCAUCCUCACUGUUCUUGAGCUCUUUGACUAUUUAUAUGAGGUGAUCAAGUACAAGCUGUGCAGAUGCAUGAAGAAGAAACACAAAGGCCGCAGCAACAACGAUCGGGGGGCUGUGCUGAGCCUGGAUGAUGUGAAACACCAUGCCCCUUGCGAGAAUCUGCAUACACCCUCGACCUAUCCUGGGAACAUGCUACCUCACCAUCCAGGCCAGGGCAACUUUGAAGACUUCACUUGUUGAGCAGAUCCUGGUGAAACAGCAAAGUGCGUGUUAUGCAACCAAAGCCAACCAUAAGACAGCAAGGACUAUCCAACGCACAGACAGUGAGGAACUGAUGCUAAAUCCAAUAAAGGCACUUUUUACAUAAAGACUACGAAGAAAAAACAAGCUAAUUCUACGUGACAAAAGAUUUUCACCCAAGGCCAAGUGAAGAAAAAGCCCUGAAUAUAAAAAAACAUAUAUAUUAAAAUUUUUAGGAGAACAUUUCAUGCAGCACUCAACUCUUGUUGUUUUCCUCUGGAAUACUGCCGCAAAGGAUGCUCGUGGAGAAACUUUGCCAACGUGGAACUCUCGUACACAAAACAGGAGCACUAAAAAAAAUGUAAAAGAUCCCUGAAAGAUGUACAGUUAACUCACCAUAAAACAGACACAAAAAGGCCCCAUACCUUUAUAUAACACAUUAUGAACCCACACAACACUACACCUGCUUAUGUGACGACAUCCAUAACGCUUACUCUACUCUACAUGUAGCAACACGUGUAACUGUUGCAGCGACUCAUCUGACGACAGCUGUGUAGUUAGUCUGAGAAUGUAUUUCUGUUCACAUUGUGUGUAAUGGAGCGUAAUGGGGUUAGCAUUCAGGGGAAAUCGUGGCUGGGAAGUGGUUGAGAUGCAACAUCUAACUUUUUUUGGGAAAAGAAAUGUACUGGUGAAAAUUUCAGGCCUCAUCAUCAUCAUCACCAUUAUCAUCAUGUAAAUGCAUGCUUGUAUUUGUCUAGUAGUGCAUGUGUUUCAUUUCAUUUCUACUUCAGAUUGAUUUUCAUGACUUUAUUUUAAGAAAAAUACACCUAUAUGAGCAUUUACAUCCCAAUUACCAAGUUUGCCUCAGCGAAAAACAUGUCAAGGAGAAUGAUGCAUCUCAUAUAAGUGUGUGUGUGUGUGUGUGUGUGUGUGCGUGUGCGUGUGUGUGUGUGUGUGUGUGCGUGCGUGCGUGCGUGCGUGCGUGCGUGCGUGUGUGUGUGUGUGUGUGUGUGUGACACCAUUUGUGCCCAACUAGGUGAGUGUCGUUAAUUGUGCAGAGGAAUGAGCUUUGCCUAAUUUCACUUCACUCCAUUUUUCAUUUCCACGUGUCCGAUGAGUCGAUAGAAUCCGCUUCAUUCACUUUCGAGGCAAUCUGUGUUGAGGUGAAGUAAGGUCAUGCUUUUUUAUUAUCAUAAUUUCUAUUUCUCUUCAUUUUUUUUUUAUUUUAUCACCUAAGAGUUGGUCGAGGAAAUCCUUGGGAGUUACUGUAUCUGUUUUCUAGUUGCAAAGUCUUUAUCGAAGCACAAUACUGCGAGUAUGUAUAGGUGAUAUUAAAAAAGUAUCCUUGUUAUAUUGUCAUAUUAUUCAUAUCGUGUUGAUUCAACUGUUUUUAUUUUUUAUUAUUUUUAUUUUUUCAUACAAAGUUUACUCAGCAUCGCCUGAUAAUCCUGUCUCCAUCCUUCGGGUAAUGGGAUUGUCUAUUUAGGUUUGAAAGCAUAAAUAAAAUGUAACUAUGAUUUUAGAAAAAAAAGUUGUCUUGUGAGGCUUUCUUCUUAUCAGAAUCUCCUUUUUUAUGGGUGAGUGGGCAAACUGAGGCAACAUGAUGAAUUUUUCAGCCCCACAUAGAGUGCAGAUGCUUGUUUUUUUAAAUCACAAGAAGCUUUCUGAAAAUCUGAUUAAGUAUCUUUCAAAGGGCUUUCCCAUCUCUGCUUUCCUCUAAUCAACAUGUAAUCUUGAUUUUCGCCUUGCAACACAUUUUCUUUGAACUAAAUCAGAAUUAAGGAAAUAGUUUAUCAGCAGGAGUACUGUAUUAAGCAAGCUAUCGCUUAUCUGUGUCAACCAUUCUUCGGUGUGCAGUUAAAAGGCUCCAAUAUUGGUGUUUUGCAGCUUCUUGAAAUGUAAUUGCACUUCCUGUUGCUAGAUGACAAAAGCACGGAUGAGAAAUGCGCUGCUCAGCCAAUUCAAGUUUUAAUCAAGAUUGUCAGUCAGCCAGCAACAGAACAUUUUGGGUGACUUCCCUCGUUCUCUGCUGUACGUCUGCUGCUCUGUGGUGCAUGACAGAGGAUACUGGAAACAAAAAUCAUGUUUGCCACUCACUCAGAUGCAUGUCAGCCCAGCUCUCUCACCGGGGCAUCAGGGGUCAUUUGGGGAUGAGAAUUUUAUUUUUCACCUGAUUAUUUUUUCAUGAAAGCACACAUUAACAUCAUUCAUCAAACACAAUUUCAAUUUUCAUGAUUUCAGAGGGGGACCCUCAGAUGUUAACCACGCAUUAAUAUACAAGCUUAAAGCUCCAAAUGAAGGAUGAGGAGCGUCUGAUGAAGAGUUUCCUGCUUUAAGUGGCUGAGACAUGACUUUUCCCUCCAUUGGUGGCUUCAUUUUCUGUUGUACCUGCCAAAAAGACAAACUAAUGAAGUACUAAAGAAUAAAAAUGUUCAUUUUCUGGCAUCCGUGUCUUUGUCUAAGCGACAGUCUGCAUCCUGGAAAAUUGGAAGAAGGGUCAGGAUACAGGAGAGCUGCCUGCCAGUGACAGAAAUCCUGCAGGAGAUGCUUGCUGCAUCCUGAUAAGCCUCCGCAGGCUAAGCGGGGGUGGGAGGUGGCAACACCAGCAGGAGUGCAGACAAACUGGAAUUCUUUGCAAAAAUAAGCAAUUAACAUGACUUUACUGCAGUCUCGAGGGUCCUAAUUGCAAGCACAUCCUGAAAUCCUGGCAGUGGCUUCCCUUCUCUCUGAACAAGGUUGAAAUCUUUACGCGCCCUCGUCGCCUCACAGACAUAAAGAUCAAAGAUAACUGAUCCUUCUGAGCUCUCACCUUGCUGUUCGACAUGCGGCCAAUCUGUGGACAGUAGGAGCAGAUGCUCCUGUAAUGGAAUCCAUCCCAAAUGGGCUGCCCUUUCUAAAUUGCUGGAACAUCCACCACUAAUCACUGCAAGCAGCUGGUUGUAAUUUAUGGAGGGGGUGCAAGAAAAUCUCUGUUUGUUGUUAUGCUUUAAUGAAAUGUGUUUUGCUGCUGUUUUCAUCCUUAUCUGACAUUUAAAUCUUGCUGUCUGCUGUCACUGAACACUCACACACUUACACACAAGUUAGAGGUAAUGCCCUCCUAAUCCUUUUAUUGCUUCUUAUUAUUGACUUGAACACGGAUAUUACACCCCUGAUGAGGUGGGCUUUGUUUUGUUGUUUCCAAUACCAUAAUGUUUGAGAAAUAAAUACGUAGAUUAUGGGUAAGUUUGAGUAAACUGUCUCUUUUAUCAGUGCCACUGUUUGUAUUCACACACUUUUUUUCUUUGAGGUUUCAACUGCCAUGAAAAUGUUUGGAUUUAGCACGAAAUAAAGUGGUAAAAUUACUUAAAUGCAUGUAAAUAUAUAAAAA